Messenger RNA from Onychostoma macrolepis, 4387 nucleotides. RefSeq names its product ubiquitin-conjugating enzyme E2R 2 (gene ube2r2). Gene Ontology annotation, biological process: protein polyubiquitination; ubiquitin-dependent protein catabolic process. Gene Ontology annotation, molecular function: ubiquitin conjugating enzyme activity. The coding region runs from base 798 to 1550 and encodes 250 amino acids. Lineage: Eukaryota; Metazoa; Chordata; Actinopteri; Cypriniformes; Cyprinidae. The record is from RefSeq and is a predicted model, not a curated record. The transcript is spliced from 6 exons.
UCAUGACGCACUGGCGUACAGACGUGUACAGGCACGCACUAUGAUAACCGGAAGCAUCAAUAGAAGCGAUUGAGAAACGGCGAAAGAAAUCAUCACCUGUCGAUUGCGUCCAUAUAUAUCUCUCCUGCGCUCCCAUUAAUCUCCAUAGCCCACUUUCAUAACACCCAUACACUUUCGUUAAUUCACUGUCGAGUCGGUCUGAACGGAUAAAGUAGAGCUGGCAGUGUAAUUCUUUGCGCAAACUGGGGGUUUUGAAGGUGCGUUAUAGCCUCGCAGCAGAACAAAUGUAAACAAGCAGCUGAUCAGCUGUGCGGCCGAAGACGCGCAACGAAACGGCGUGAUGACAGCGACCCGCAGGGUUUGAUAAACAUAUUCUGUAUCAUAUAAAGCGAAAUUGGAGAUUAAUUUGCAUGCUAUAGAGUUUUUUUAGACGUUAGAGCAGUACACGAGGACAACUCCCAACCCAUCGCUUUCACCUCCAAUGCGGGCAGCAGCAGAUACAGAAUAAACGGCUUAUUUAUUUUUUUUAGUGAUUAGAAGGGUGAUAAAUAGAUUUAUUUGUCUUAACAUCUGCUUGAGGAUUGGAUAACUUCACGCCUAACAGGAAAAGCAACAGGAUUUGAGAAAUAACAAAGGAAAAAUAAGGUUAACAGUCCUUUCUGGGCCCCAAGGAAUAAAUAAAUAUCAGAAACGUAUUAAUAUUUACAUGAAGCUGGAACUUUGAGGCACCCAAACAUCACAUUUCCUGGGGAGCAGCACAGGUAAUAAACAGUUAAGGCUGAAGGAUCAGGACUGUCAUGGCACACCAGCAGAUGCCGAGCUCUCAGAAGGCUCUGAUGCUGGAGCUGAAAUCCCUGCAGGAGGAACCAGUGGAAGGUUUCCGCAUCACUCUGGUGGAGGAGUCGGACCUGUACAACUGGGAGGUGGCCAUCUUUGGCCCUCCAAACACACUUUAUGAAGGAGGCUACUUUAAGGCCCAUAUAAAAUUUCCUAUUGACUACCCCUACUCUCCUCCGACCUUCCGAUUCCUCACCAAGAUGUGGCAUCCAAACAUCUAUGAGAAUGGCGACGUGUGUAUUUCCAUCCUCCAUCCUCCUGUGGAUGACCCUCAGAGCGGAGAGCUGCCCUCAGAGCGAUGGAACCCCACACAGAAUGUCAGAACAAUCCUGCUGAGUGUGAUCUCACUGCUGAAUGAACCCAACACCUUUUCUCCGGCAAACGUGGAUGCCUCAGUCAUGUUUCGCAAGUGGAGGGACAGCAAAGGCAAGGACAAGGAAUACGCAGAGAUUAUAAGGAAGCAGGUGAUGUCCACUAAGGCAGAUGCAGAGCGAGAUGGAGUUAAAGUACCAACGACGCUAGCCGAGUACUGCAUCCAGACCAAAGUGCCUUCCCACGACAGUAGCUCUGACCUGCUCUAUGACGAUCUAUAUGACGACGACAUAGAGGAGGAGGAGGAUGACGAAGACGAGGCAGAGGCCAGUGGGAUUGGCAGUGAAAUGGCCGGGGACUGUUUUGGCGAUGAAGACGACUCUGGCAACGAGGAAUCUUGACCUCCUUCCACCGUUUCCGUGACACUGACCUUUGCCCUCUCACUAUUCUUUACCCUGACAGCCUCAUGUUUCAAAUUCUCUUUUCCUGUGCUUAAAGCUUUUGUUUUUCACUCUGUUCCAAAAAACUCAUUACUUAAGAUCUCUGUCCUUUUCAGCACCUCCCCGUUCAUAAGUAAAGUUCACUAUGGGUUCACAAAAUCAGUCAUUUUUAGUAACGUUUCACAUCCCACCUUCUCCUGCCUCUUAACCUCAGGGCUUUUGGAUAAUCAGAGCUUGUCAGGCCACCUUAAACAUGCUCAUUUCAAAAUGUUUUGUUAAUUGCAACCCUUUUUGAGGACUAGUUCCCUCAGAAAUUACAAUUCUGUUGUGAUUUACUCACCCUCAUGUUUCUAGAGAAAUUUUGUCAAGCUGUUUUGAGAUUUUUGAGCUGAUUUUUCCAAAAGUAAUAACUAAACAAUGCCAGUGUCCAAAUACACCUACUUCCCCUACUAUAUAGUAGGCAAAAACAGUACAUAAGAGAGAAAAAAAAAAAAGAGAGAAAAAGUCAGAAUUGCGAGAUGUGAACAAAAAACUCAAUUUCGAGAUAAAAACUCGCAAAUCAGAGAAAAAAAGUCAAAAUUUGGAAAUAUAAACUCGGAAUUCUGAGAAGAAAAGUCUUGAGUUGCAAGAUUUAAAUUCGUAAUUGACCCUUCGCAAAGAGCUUGAUUGACAGGCGAUCUGACCAAUCAUAACGCCGAAACCGCCAGCUUGUCCAGCAAACAAAUCAAACAGGAGAGUAGAUUAAAUUCGGUGGACUUUAACCUGAUGUCUUGAUGUCUUUCCGCAGUUUAAAUAAAAUACGUUCUGAUGUUCAUUCAUGUUUAUUUCAUGCUAUAACUAGUAAAGAGGAAGAGACACUUUAAAGAGCCAAAAAAUGGUAUCUAUUGUUUGAUUUUCUUAAAAAAAAAAAAAUUAAAAAAAAAACACAUUUUGAAAGCUGAGACCUUGUUUGAUACCAGAAAUAACCUGCUCUGUCUUGUCUGUUGGCGUGUUGUCAGUUUCCUCUUUUCUCCGCGAUGUAUUUUUCACUGCGUCAGAACAUGAUGUGUAGUGUCAAAGCAGCAUGGCUUGUCAGACAUAGCAACAUUAACUAAGGAGUCCAGGUUUUUGCGAAGGGUCAAUUGCAACAAUAAAAAAAUUAUGAGAUAAGAAGUUGCAAUUGCCUUUUUUUAUUAUUUAUUAUAUAGCGGAAACAAAAGAAUGACUGUGAGAUGUAAAGUUUGGAUUCAGAGAAAAAAGUCAGAAUUGCAAAAAACUUGCAAUAUACAAUGGCUUCAGUUCUUCCUUAUAUCACUAAAGCUUGAUUCUUGUGUUUCACAACCGAAUGCAGUGUGCCAGUUUGAAUCAAGAGAGCCACACAGAUUUGCAAUGAUGUGAGGGUGAGUAAAUAAAUGAUAAAACUUUAAUUUUUUUUCUAACUAACCCUUCAACCCACUCAUGAGGUAGUUACGCCUGGUAAAAUCAACAACAAGUGAAUGUUUUGUUCAUUUCCAAGUUACAGUUUCUUCAGAACUGUCUUUACAGUAUAGGGCUUCACCGAUUCCACUAUAUGUACCUAAGAUCCCACUUAGAAAGGUAAGUAGUAAAGGGUGGGAAAAUGGAGAAUGAAUAGACUGUUUCCUUCUCAUAAAAUAUAAUUUCGUCAUUUUGACCAGCCAUCCACAUCAGCAGGGUCACCUUCACAACUACAUCCUCUUAUGCGCAGCUCCUACCCCCAAAUCACCUGAGCUUUUUGAGCCAUUAAAUCACGGUGUCAGAUUAUAUGGCACAUGAAGGUGCUUUCAAGUGCUCAGCAACACUAGCAUUAAAAUACUUCCAGCACACCUUCAUUUCGCUGACCCAGAAACUAUGAUGAGACUGUUUAAGUCACUAUGAUGAUGUCCCACGUUCGGCCCCUAAUAUUCCAUCCACCAAUUUUGUCUGAAGGUAAUUAUACUGUUAUGCUUUUAAAUGUACACAUACUCUUGGUAAGUGAUCACGUAUGAGUGUCCGAGCAGCUGUACCAAACCGUUUCCUUUUCUCACUGAUUUUGACCGAAAAUCUUGGGAGUUGUUUUUUUAAGUAUGGGGUUUGAGAUCAGUGACUGCUGAAGACAUUUCGCUCAUCGGUGUGAGCCCUCUCAUCCCCGGUCUUAUGCUUUUUUGCGUUGGCAACGGUGCUGUCGUGGGCCGUAGCUUUCAAGAGCAUGCUUGUGUGUUUUAAUGUGUUUUAUAUGAUGUGUCAAUCAUCCGAUGAGGCACGUGAAUCCCUAAGGUCUCAUUAAUGAGGGUGAAAGCGUAGACGUUUAUGCACAUGGGGUCUCAGGUACACCUUUAUUCCCACAAACCAGCCAAGGACACGGAUGCUGAUUCCUGGUCCUACAAAACCCCUCCGGAAGGGAGUGUGGAUGUGAGGAUCGUGAGGAAACGGUGCUCUCGUACUCUCCCGAGCAUCAUGAACUCACUGAACUAUCUAGAACUAUCGUUCCCGGCUCAAUCGCUCCCUUAAACUUUUGGACUACGGGCCGAAAGGGCUUAACAGGGACGAUUAAAAUCGAUUAAAACGGACUGGAUUUUACACAUUCAGCAAGAGACUCGGUGUAAUGCACCCCUGUGCACAGCAAAACAACCAAGUUCAUUUCAAAAAGUGUCGUGACGUUAGUCAACAGUGGAUUUGUCUUGAAGGAUUUUAUUAUUUGUGUGUCAUGAGUGUGUUUUUAAUGUUUCAUUAAUGAUUUUUUUGUUUUUCAUAUGCUAUUCUUUGACAGGAUUUGUGGUCCUGAGUCAGAUCAAAAAAACCGAAGUCAUUAUUUGCUCUAA